AUGGGUGUUUCUAUGAGAGAUUUGGAUCCAGCUCUCAAAGGAGCUGGACAAAAAGAUGGACUUGAAAUAUGGCGGAUUGAGAAUUUUAAUCCAGUUCCUAUCCCACAGUCUUCUUAUGGGAAGUUUUUUAAUGGAGACUCGUAUAUCGUCUUGAAGACAACGACAUCAAAAAGUGGUGCUCUACGCCAUGAUAUUCAUUAUUGGCUUGGUAAAGACACUAGUCAAGAUGAAGCUGGUGCUGCAGCCAUCAAGACAGUUGAGUUGGAUGCAGUUCUAGGAGGACGUGCUGUUCAGUAUCGUGAAGUGCAGGGUCAUGAAACACAGAAGUUCCUGUCAUAUUUCAAACCAUGCAUUAUACCACAAGAAGGUGGAGCUGCCUCUGGUUUUAAGCAUGUUGAAGCUGAAGAACAUCAGACGCGGUUGUUUGUAUGUAAAGGGAAACAUGUUGUGAAUGUCAAAGAGGUUCCUUUUGCUCGAUCUUCGCUCAACCAUGAUGAUAUUUUUAUUCUGGAUACCGAGUCAAAAAUCUUCCAAUUUAAUGGUGCCAAUUCAUGUAUUCAAGAAAGGGCUAAAGCAUUGGAAGUUGUUCAAUUUAUCAAGGAUACCUACCAUGAUGGGAAAUGUGAAGUGGCUUCUAUUGAGGAUGGAAGGUUGAUGGCUGACUCUGAAUCUGGAGAGUUCUGGGGUUUGUUUGGUGGAUUUGCUCCUCUUCCACGUAAAACAUUCAGUGAUGAUGAUAAGACAAUUGAUUCUCAUGAUCCAAAGUUGCUUUGUGUUGAAAAGGGGAAGGCAGAGCCUAUUGAAACUGAUUCUUUGACAAAGGAAUUGCUGGACACCAAUAAAUGCUAUAUUAUAGAUUGUGGAUUAGAGGUGUAUGUUUGGAUGGGAAGAAGCACCUCUCUUGAUGAUAGGAAAAGCGCAAGUGGAGCUACAGAUGAACUAGUCCGUAGCACCGACCGGCCAAAAUCCCAGAUAACACGUGUAAUUGAAGGAUUUGAAACAGUGAUGUUCAAGUCGAAAUUCGAGUCUUGGACUGAGACAUCUAAUGUAACAAUGUCUGAAGAUGGUCGUGGCAAGGUAGCAGCACUUCUUAAACGUCAAGGAUUGGAUGUCAAGGGCCUCUUGAAAGCUGAUCCAGUAAAAGAAGAACCUCAAGCCUUCAUCGAUUGCACAGGGCAUUUACAGGUUUGGCGUGUGAAUGGUCAAGAAAAAAAGCUUCUUGCAGCCGCUGACCAGUCAAAAUUUUAUAGUGGAGACUGCUUCAUCUUUCAGUAUUCAUAUCCUGGGGAAGAUAGGGAGGAAUAUCUUAUAGGAACAUGGAUUGGAAAGGACAGUGUUGAGGAAGAAAGAGCCUCAGCUCAUACGCUAGCAAGCAAAAUGGUCGAGUCAAUGAAGUUUCUGCCAUCCAUGGCUCGUAUUUAUGAAGGCAGUGAAACAAUUCAAUUUAAUUCCAUUCUCCAAAGUUUUAUUGUUUUUAAGGGCGGACUUGGUGAUGCAUACAAGAAUUACAUCGCCGAGAAGGAAAUUCCAGAUGAGACAUACAGGGAGGACGGUGUUGCAUUAUUCCGCAUCCAAGGCUCUGGACCAGACAAUAUGCAAGCAAUACAAGUUGACCCAGUUGCUUCCUCCUUGAAUUCCUCUUAUUUCUACAUACUUCAUAGUGAAUCCGUUGUUUUUACUUGGUCUGGAAAUCUUACUACUUCAGAUGACCACGAACUCGUUGAGAGAAUGCUGGAUUUAAUAAAGCCGGAUGUACAAGGCAAACCACAAAAGGAGGGAGCAGAGUCUGAACAGUUUUGGGAACUAUUAGGAGGAAAGACAGAAUAUCCCAGUCAAAAGAUUGUGAGGGAAGCUGAAAAUGAUCCUCACCUAUUUUCAUGCAAUUUCUCACAAGGUAAGGACCAAUUUCUUGUUAGCUCGGUGAUGGAGAUACACAACUUUUCCCAGGAUGAUUUGAUGACAGAAGAUAUUUUCAUUUUGGACUGUCACUCUGAAAUCUUUGUGUGGGUUGGCCAGCAGGUUGAGCCCAAAAGUAGAAUGCAGGCUAUACCAAUUGGUGAGAAAUUCCUUGAGCGAGAUUUUCUUUUAGAAAAAAUAUCUCGAUAUACUCCAAUAUAUUUCGUCAUGGAAGGCAGUGAGCCGUCUUUCUUCACACGCUUCUUUAAAUGGGAUUCUGCAAAAUCUUCAAUGCUGGGGAAUUCAUUUCAAAGGAAGCUUGCAAUCAUGAAAAAUGGUGGUACUCCACCUUUGGUUAAACCCAAAAGAAGAGCAUCUGUAUCUUAUGGGGGAAGGUCUGGUGGCUUGCCAGAGAAAUCACAACGCUCCCGCAGUAUGUCUGUUAGUCCUGACCGGGCUCGUGUGCGAGGAAGAUCUCCGGCCUUCAGUGCCUUGGCAGCUACUUUCGAGACCUCAAAUGUUAGAAACCUUUCAACUCCACCUCCAAUGAUUAGAAAACUGUACCCUAAAUCUAAGACACAAGAUUCAGCAUCACCAGCAAUUAAAUCUUCAUCCAUAUCUCACAUUACUUCUGCUUUUGAACGACCAUCAGCACGAGAAAGUUUGUUUCCUCGGUCGCUUAAAGGUACCCGUAAAUCGGACCCAGAGACAAAUAGUGACAACGAGAAUUCUACGAGCAGCAGAGAAGAACCUCCUACUAUACAGGAAGAUGUGAACGAAGGUGAAGGUGAAGGUGAAGAUAAUGAAUGUCUUCCAGUAUACCCAUAUGAAAGUGUUAACACAGCCUCAACCGAUCCUAUACCAGACAUUGACGUGACUAAACGAGAGGCUUACCUGUCAAACGACGAGUUCAAAGAGAAACUGGGGAUGGCCAGGAGCGAAUUUUACAAGAUGCCAAAAUGGAAACAGAACAAAGUCAAAAUGGCUGUUCAGUUGUUCUGA
This is a messenger RNA of Lathyrus sativus (Indian pea), 2898 nucleotides long. The record is from the annotation of a GenBank genome assembly. NCBI's taxonomy places the organism in Eukaryota, Viridiplantae, Streptophyta, Magnoliopsida, Fabales, Fabaceae.